Messenger RNA from Solanum dulcamara, 2436 nucleotides. Its product is annotated as transmembrane 9 superfamily member 7-like. Gene Ontology annotation, biological process: protein localization to membrane. Gene Ontology annotation, cellular component: membrane. The record is from RefSeq and is a predicted model, not a curated record. The transcript is spliced from 7 exons. Bases 77 to 2008 code for a protein of 643 amino acids. Lineage: Eukaryota; Viridiplantae; Streptophyta; Magnoliopsida; Solanales; Solanaceae.
GGGUGAAGCUUGGAAUUUGCAUAAAGCUUUCUCCUGAUAUCACUCUUGUCGUUUUCAGCUCUGUAUGUAGGGAAGCAUGGAAUUUCAUAUGGAUCGACGAAGAUCAUGUCGGCUGACCACCUUCUUCAUCUCCAUCUUCUUCCUCAUCUCCUUCACGCAUUCCUUUUAUCUUCCUGGUGUUGCUCCUCGCGAUUUUCAAACAGGUGAUCCACUUAAUAUUAAAGUAAACAAGCUAUCAUCUACAAAGACACAACUACCAUAUGACUAUUACUUCUUGAAGUAUUGCAAACCUACUGAAAUAUUGAAUAGUGCGGAGAAUUUGGGUGAGGUUCUUCGAGGGGACCGAAUAGAGAAUUCAGUUUAUACUUUCCAAAUGAGACAAGAACAGCCAUGCCAAGUGGUUUGUCGACAAAAACUUCAUGCUGAAUAUGCAAAGAACUUCAAGGAAAAGAUUGAUGAUGAGUACAGAGUCAAUAUGAUUCUGGAUAACCUUCCUGUUGCUGUUCUUAGACAAAGGCGAGAUGGGAGUCAGUCAACUACUUAUGAGCAUGGUUUCCGUGUUGGGUUCAAGGGAAAUUAUGCUGGGAGUAAAGAGGGGAAGUAUUUUAUCAACAACCACUUAAGCUUUCGAGUCAUGUACCACAAGGAUCUUGAAACUGAUACAGCUCGUAUUGUUGGGUUUGAAGUCACUCCAAAUAGCAUUAAGCAUGAGUACAAGGAGUGGAAUGACAAGAACCCUCAAGUGACGACGUGCAACCAAAAUACAAAAAAUUUAAUUCUAGGUGGUGUUAUACCCCAAGAAGUAGAUACAGAUAAGGAAGUUGUAUUUUCAUAUGAUGUUUCCUUCAAGGAGAGUGAGAUAAGGUGGGCUUCUCGUUGGGAUACAUACCUUCUCAUGAAUGAUGAUCAGAUUCACUGGUUUUCCAUCAUAAACUCCCUUAUGAUUGUCCUCUUCCUUUCUGGUAUGAUUGCAAUGAUCAUGAUGAGAACUUUGUACAGAGAUAUUGCUAACUAUAAUCAACUGGAAACACAAGAUGAAGCUCAGGAAGAAACAGGAUGGAAACUUGUUCACGGAGAUGUUUUCCGCCCUCCUAUUAAUUGUGGAUUAUUGUGUGUUUAUGUUGGGACUGGUGUCCAGAUAUUUGCGAUGACACUAGUGACAAUGAUGUUUGCUGUGCUGGGUUUCUUGUCGCCUUCUAACCGUGGCGGACUUAUGACUGUCAUGGUUCUGCUCUGGGUCUUCAUGGGGUUGUUUGCUGGCUAUUCUUCUGCACGUCUUUACCGAACAUUCAGGGGAGCAGAGUGGAAGAGGAUUGCCUUAAGAACUGCUUUUAUGUUCCCUGGUAUACUUUUUGCUGUCUUCUUUGUGCUGAACGCUCUCAUCUGGGGAGAAAAAUCUUCCGGAGCAGUGCCUUUUGGAACUAUGUUUGCUCUUGUGUGCUUAUGGUUUGGAAUCUCAGUGCCUUUAGUGUUUGUUGGCGGAUACAUGGGUAAUAAAAAAGUGGUCACUGAAGAACCAGUUAAGACAAACAAAAUACCUAGACAAAUACCGGAGCAGCCAUGGUACAUGAAACCGGCCUUUUCAAUUCUUAUCGGUGGCAUUCUUCCAUUUGGGGCUGUUUUCAUUGAGUUGUUCUUCAUUUUGACUUCCAUAUGGCUGAACCAGUUCUACUACAUCUUUGGCUUCCUUUUUAUAGUCUUUCUGAUCUUGAUAAUCACCUGUGCGGAGAUAACAAUGGUUCUCUGCUACUUCCAGUUGUGCAGUGAAGAUUAUUAUUGGUGGUGGAGAGCUUAUCUGACUGCUGGAUCCUCGGCAUUGUACUUCUUUCUCUAUUCUGUUUUCUAUUUCUUCAGCAAGUUGGAAAUCACAAAACUGGUUUCAGGAAUCUUAUAUUUCGGUUACAUGUUGAUUGCAUCAUAUGCCUUCUUUGUGCUAACGGGAACAAUUGGUUUCUACGCUUGCUUCUGGUUUGUCCGGAGGAUCUACUCCUCGGUGAAGAUUGACUGAUCAAGAGAUAGCUCAUAAGUUGUUACAAUUAUAGCGAAGGUGGUCUAGAUUCUGAUAAUUAUGCAUCAUAUGCCGCCUUGGUGUUAACAGGAACAGUUGGCUUCUAUACUUGCUUCUGCUUUGUCCGGAAAAUAUAAUCCUUUGGUGAAGAUUGAGUACUGACCAUAUCUCAUAAUUUGUAGUGGUAUAGUGAAAAUGGUCUUACUUUUGAUGACUUUGAUACGUAGAAAGAGUUGCAAAGUUUUUUUUAUUUUCGUUGCUUCAUAGGACAAAGGCUGAAAUUUCAAGCCUACUAAUGAUCAUUUUGUUUCGGGUUCACAGGCUUGACUUGUUGCUUAUCAUUUUAGUUUAUUUUGUUGAUUACAUUGUUGACACAUUAUUUGUAGCUUUUAGCAAUACAUCUGGUAGAAUGGUACCAGAAAUUUUGU